This is a messenger RNA of Zymoseptoria tritici IPO323, 231 nucleotides long. RefSeq lists its product as uncharacterized. The record is from RefSeq and is a predicted model, not a curated record. NCBI's taxonomy places the organism in Eukaryota, Fungi, Ascomycota, Dothideomycetes, Mycosphaerellales, Mycosphaerellaceae. Gene Ontology annotation, molecular function: protein-macromolecule adaptor activity. Gene Ontology annotation, biological process: proteasome regulatory particle assembly. The transcript has a single exon. The annotation marks the transcript as partial.
UCAACCCCCAUCCCAGCCGACCUCUUCGCCCUCGCCCUCCACGACCUCCCCCUCGACAGCGUGCACGCCAAAUCCGCCGAACUCCGCAACUCUCUCGCUCACCUCUUGGAGUCGAACAUCCAACUGCGCCCUUUCGCGGCCGCAGGCGACGCCGACUGCGUGGAAGCGAUUGCAGAGAACGAGGUCGUGAUGAAGCGGUUUGAGGAGAGGAUUGCGCUAUGUCGGGCGGAG